AUGCCUCACGCAACCGAGACCUUGACCAACGGCGAGAAGCCAAGCUCGCAGUUCAUCUCUCACCUGACCUCCUACCCUGCCGUCAACGACAGCAUCGAGACGUUCAAGUCGAACCCCUACGGCAAGAAGUCCAUUGAGCUCGCCGAUGGCGUCUACAGCCGCUUCGGCAAGCCUGUCGAGCCAUACCUCGAGACCCCAUACAGCUACGCCAAGCCAUACGUGCAAAAGGCCGAUGAGCUCGCUGACUCCGGACUGAACACCGUCGAGAGCCACUUCCCCAUUGUCAAGGAGGACACCCACACCAUUGUCGACACGGCCAAGAGCUACAUCUGGUGGCCAUACAACUACGUCUCGGGCGCCUAUGAAGACGAGUACAACAAGACAGCCAAGCACAACGAGCGAGGCCAGGGCAUCACGACGACGAUCUUGGCCAUCGUUAGCACCGAGCUCCGCAUUGCUUCUGACUUCUUCCACGCCGUCGCCGACAUCCUCGGCCCCAAGUACGAGGAGUCGAAGAAGAAGGGCAGUGAGUACAUCAAGGACCUCGAGAACAAGGCCGAGCACUACAAGCAGAUUGGUCAGGAUAAGGUCAAUGAGUACACGAAGCUUGGACAGGCCAAGGCCGACGAGUACACCAAGGCUGGGCAGCAGAAGACGGAGGAGUUGAAGAAGCAGGGCGAGGAGACCAAGGAGGAAGCCAAGAAGCAGGCUCAGGGCGCGAAGGAGGAGGCGCAGAAGAAGACUCAGAAGUAG
Molecule: messenger RNA, 753 nt
Organism: Zasmidium cellare ATCC 36951
Lineage: Eukaryota; Fungi; Ascomycota; Dothideomycetes; Mycosphaerellales; Mycosphaerellaceae
Exons: 2
Coding region: 1-753 (250 amino acids)
Source: RefSeq, a predicted model, not a curated record